CGCAAAUUCGCGCCCGCUUCAUUAAUAUAUUAACCGAUACAACUUACGAGUACAUACAAAGAACUUUUCCAUUUUAAAGUUAUCCAAAAAUCAUACAAUCAUCACAAGUUGACAUUAAAAAUGGCUCCCGGAGUCAUCCAGAACUCGGAAACUAUCAUCAACAACUCUUUGGAAGUCAUCGCGGCUGACAAUGGGGCUUUUAUGAACCAAUUGUUGGUGCAACCCAAAACUUGCCCCAUCGACCAUUUUGAUUUCCCCGAAAACGGGACAGGAGAUGGUCAGGUGAAGAUUGAGGAGGUGAAAGAGGUGAAGAAGCCGGUCCGUAGGGUCGUAAGACCUAAGGUGCUGAAGAACCACGAGUCCCACGAUUACCUGUACGAUCGUCUCUACGAAGACACUUGCCCAAGAGUUCCAACGCUAUGCAACGAGCGGGCCUGCCUCGGCAGCCUCAUGGCUAUUCCCGGGCGGGGCGAGGAGCCGCGAGACCCCGAAGAAGUGCUGAACGACGCCAAGGACUUCUUUGGGCAAUACUUCGCUUCGAUCAGAAGAGCCAACACGCCCGCGCACGAAGCUCGCUGGAAGUUAGUCCAAGAUGAAGUGGCUCGGACUGGCACGUACCAGCUCACUACCACCGAGCUGGUCUUCGGAGCCAAGCUGGCAUGGAGGAACGCCAGCCGCUGUAUAGGAAGGAUACAAUGGUCCAAGCUUCAGGUAUUCGACUGCAGACAAGUGACUACGACCAGCGGGAUGUUCGAAGCUCUCUGCAACCACAUCAAAUACAGCACAAAUAAAGGAAACAUCAGGUCGGCGAUAACAGUGUUCCCCCAACGCACAGACGGCAAGCAUGACUACAGGAUAUGGAACAGCCAGCUCAUCAGCUACGCAGGGUACAGGCAGCCUGAUGGCACCGUGCUAGGGGACCCGAUGCACUGCGAGUUCACAGAGCUCUGCAUAAAGCUGGGCUGGAAGCCGCCACGCACCGCCUGGGACAUCCUACCGCUAGUGCUGUCCGCCAACGGCAAAGACCCGGACUACUUCGAGAUCCCGAGGGAGCUGGUCAUGGAGAUACACAUGACGCAUCCUGGAUACGAUUGGUUCGAAGAGCUCAACCUCCGCUGGUAUGCGCUCCCAGCGGUAUCCAGCAUGCGCUUCGACUGCGGAGGCAUCGAGUUCACGGCCAACGCCUUCAACGGCUGGUACAUGAGCACCGAGAUCGGGUGCAGAAACUUCUGCGACACCAACAGAUUGAACGUUUUAGAGAAAGUGGCCCAGAAGAUGGGACUGGACACAAGAACGCCAGUGAACCUGUGGAGGGACAAAGCAUUAGUCGAGGUCAACGUGGCCGUCUUACACAGCUUCCAGCAGCAGAACGCUACUAUCGUCGACCACCACACUGCCUCCGAGAGCUUCAUCAAGCAUCUGGACAAUGAGAACAGGCUUAGGUCUGGUUGCCCAGCUGACUGGAUUUGGAUUGUGCCUCCAAUGUCUUCGUCCAUAACUCCAGUCUUCCACCAAGAGAUGGCGCUGUACUACUUAAGGCCGUCCUACGAAUAUCAGGAACCAGCCUGGAAGACUCACCAGUGGCAGAAGUCGAAGCCCAUCACUGGGAAGAGGCCUAUCAAUAGAAAGUUCCACUUCAAGCAAAUCGCUCGCGCCGUCAAGUUCACCUCCAAACUCUUCGGCCGAGCCCUCUCCAAGAGGAUCAAGGCCACCGUCCUAUAUGCUACUGAGACUGGCAAGUCGGAGCAAUACGCCAAAGAGCUGGGAGUGAUAUUCGGACACGCCUUCAAUGCUCAGGUUCACUGUAUGGCAGAUUAUGAUAUCACUUCAAUAGAACACGAGGCUCUAUUGCUUGUGGUUACCUCAACCUUUGGUAAUGGAGACCCUCCAGAAAAUGGCGUUGCAUUCGGCGAACACUUAUGCGAGAUUCUGUAUACCGAUCAAGUUGGAGAAGAAAUGACUGGGAAUCAAAUGCUGACACCAAAAUCCUUCAUAAAAGCGAACAGUCAGAUGGAACUACAAAGAUAUGCCGCUGGCAAUCCGAAAAAGUUGAGUCGGUUAGAGUCACUUAAAGGCAGUGCUACAGACGCGACCUCCAUAGACAGUUUUGGACCCCUCAGCAACGUUCGCUUCGCGGUGUUCGCUCUUGGGUCCAGUGCGUAUCCCAACUUCUGCAACUUUGGGAAAUACGUGGACAAACUGCUGGGAGACUUGGGAGGCGAGAGAAUCCACGAUAUCGCCACUGGAGAUGAGAUGUGUGGGCAGGAUCAAGCCUUUAGGAAGUGGGCUUCGAGUGUCUUCAAUGUGGCGUGUGAGACGUUUUGCUUGGACGAUGAUGAGACGUUGCAAGAGGCGAAGAGGGCUUUGGGGACAGUUGCUCUUAGUGAGGAGACAGUGAGGUUUGCUCACGCGGUCGGGCGACCGCCGACCCUCCCCGCGGCCUUGCAAUCCGCUCUGAAUAAACAGUUCGUGACUUGCAUAGUGAGAGCCAACAAGGACUUAGGCGACGCUUCCGCAGAAAGGUCCACGAUUUUUAUCGACAUGGAGCCCAAGGAUGAAAUAAAAUACGACCCCGGUGAUCACGUAGGAAUUAUAGCUUGCAACCGCAAGGAACUAGUGGACGGUUUGCUCGCUCGUCUACAAGACGUUGAGGACUUUGACGAGCCGUUACAAUUACAGCUGAUGAAAGAAACGCACACAUCCAGCGGUCCGGUGAAAUCCUGGGAGCCUCAUGAAAGACUUCCCGUGCUAAGUGUCCGUGAUCUCUUCACGCGAUUCUUGGACAUCACUACUCCACCAACGACUAUACUGCUGCAAUAUCUGGCCAAGACCUGUGAAGACGAAGAAGAAAGAAAGCAGUUGAGCAUUUUGGCUACGGAUCCCGGUGCAUAUGAAGACUGGCGUCACUUCCACUUCCCAACGUUACCAGAAGUUCUAGAUCAGUUCCAAUCAGCUAGGCCAAGCGCUUCUCUGAUUGCCGCUCUACUAUCGCCACUCCAGCCAAGAUUUUAUUCCAUCUCCUCAUCACCAAUUGCUCAUCCUAAGAGACUGCAUUUGACGGUUGCGGUUGUCACAUACAGAACUCAAGAUGGCGAAGGUCCUGUCCACUACGGCGUUUGCUCAAAUUAUCUCAUGGAUCGUAAACCGGGAGAUGAGGUUUACUUGUUUAUUAGAAGUGCUCCAAACUUCCAUUUGCCUCAAGACCUAUCAGUUCCCCUGAUACUGAUAGGCCCGGGAACAGGCAUUGCACCCUUCAGAGGUUUUUGGCAUCACCGCAGAGCCAUGCUGAACUCACGUUCUCGACAGAACGCUGGACCAGUUUGGUUAUUUUUUGGAUGCAGGACUAAGACCAUGGACUUGUACAGGGAAGAAAAGGAACAGGCCCUCAAAGAAGGUGUACUGUCGAAAGUGUUCCUUGCUUUGUCCAGGGAGAAGUGCGUUCCAAAGAUGUAUGUGCAAGAAGUUGCUGAGAAGGAGGGCCAAGAAAUCCACGACUUGUUGAUAAACCGUGGAGCCCACUUUUACGUGUGCGGCGACUGCAAAAUGGCUGAGGAUGUCCACCAGAAGUUGAAAGGCAUCAUCAAGAAGCACGGAAAUAUGACUGAUGAUCAAGUGCAGAACUUUAUGUUUAUGCUAAAGGAAGAGAACCGCUACCACGAAGAUAUCUUUGGCAUAACCCUCCGUACCGCCGAAGUUCACAACGCGUCCCGCGAGUCGGCGCGCCGCAACCGCGUGGCGGCGCAGCCCUGACGCCGGUCCUCCAGGGUCCCCCUCGCGCUUAUGUAGCCAGUAAGUGCACCCACAGAUCAGCUGAUGACGACAAUUUGCAAACAGAAACCACCACUGAUAAUAACGAUGAUUCAACCCCAACAGAUCAACGGAUAACUGACAAUGAUUAAAAUUUGAUGAUGAUUGAAACAGGCUAGAUACUAACGACAAAUUACAAGAGGAAACCAAUGAUUUACAAAACGAAAUCAUUGCUGACAAUGAUAAUGUCCAUAAGAAAGAAGCUGACUGUUCAAUUAACAAACCAUUUGACCAAGAUGUUAUCUGAAGUAAUUAACCAAAAUACUAUCACACUGAUGGUAAUGUUACUGCUAACUACCUAACUAAAAUACAUUUCUAACCACAAGUCCUUUAUCUGAUUAGUAAUUGAUGUAUUAAUGGUCUAUGAAAACUGUUUUAAAAGUAAUAGAACAAAUUCUGCAAUGUAAUAGCAACAGAUAUUCAAAGUUAUCGUUCAGCCAAGAAUGCUAUUAAACAGAAUGCAGAUGAUGCUAAUUAAUGUACUGGAAGCAUCCUUGCUGAAUACCGUUGGUCAGUUGGUACAUUAAAUGUUUUAGAGCUAAUAAUGUCUGCAUCAUUUACUACAUUGCUUCAUAACUGCCGAAAAUUUCGGCCCCGAAUCAUUAGGAUUUGGUAUUGGAAAUUUGGCGGUUUGGCCUAGAAUCUCCUACGAUUUGGAAUUCAAAGUUCACGAGAAUUUUUCCACGGAUCUCAUAAUUUUUGGCUUUAAAUUUUUAAUUUGGCGGGUCGUUCUUUAGAUAAGUCAAUUAUCUAAUUUGUUUAAGCUUCACGGGCCAAAUGAAUGAUACAGAGGUUGUGCGUAAUGUGGGUCCUGAUAUUGUACAUAGUACUGAACUCUGACAACCUCACUACAGUUACUAUAAACAUUCCUUUAGAGUAUUUUUAUUUUUUUAAUAAAGUCUUCAAGAGCAGCUAUUUAAACUAUUUAGAGAUUUAUUUUAAAAGGAUUUGAAGCAGGGUGAAUUUAUAUUGAUAACGCACAAAUGCAUUUCAGCGUAUUGGUAAAUUUU
Molecule: messenger RNA, 4817 nt
Organism: Ostrinia furnacalis (Asian corn borer)
Lineage: Eukaryota; Metazoa; Arthropoda; Insecta; Lepidoptera; Crambidae
Gene: Nos
Product: Nitric oxide synthase
Exons: 22
Coding region: 121-3750 (1209 amino acids)
Biological process (GO): nitric oxide biosynthetic process
Molecular function (GO): NADP binding; FMN binding; heme binding
Source: RefSeq, a predicted model, not a curated record